AUGGACGAAUUUUCAUUACUCGAUCUGGCCACACACCAUGACGACGACCUCGCCCUUUUGGAUCUUCUCGAUUAUCGAUGCGCGAAGGGAUCGGGAUAUAAAUCUGCAGCAGCUGGAAAAACCGCCUAUCAUCGUCGAGACGAGCUCGGGCUCCUCCAAGGCCUCGCUGGUCUGGGCUCGCAUCAAGAGCUGGUGUUUCUCAAAGACGAAUACGACGACGAGUCGUCGGAGUGGGAGCGGUUCUGGGAUAGGCAAGAGGACAGGCUGAGCAGUGACCGGUCGCUUUGGAGCGCCGAGGGGGAGGAUUCUGCCAUUGACGGGGAUGAAGAGGGUGACCCCCCAGACCCCCAGGCAGGCGAAGAUCUCGAUCUGCCUGACCCGGAGCGUCCAGGGAUUCGUCCGCAAGACUUUGGCUUCAUCCCCCCUGCUAUGAUUCCUCCCAGCGCUCGCGUUGCUGCGACUCGCACUGAAACAGUCACAGUAUACCUUGGCCGAUGGCAGCGCCCGUACAAUAUGACCCGCCCCAACCCCGACUAUCGCGGCGUUCCAAGGCCGAUUAUGCUGCCUGGCUCGCCUGACAAGCAGCGCGUUCGUCAUCCCUCUGUCUCUGAGUUUGUGCGUGGACCGCAGCGGCGUGAUUUUGUGGAGGAGUGCGUGGCGGCGCGCGCCGUCGAUGGCAAUUUGAGCAAUAUCAACUUUCCUGACACGGACUAUCGUCGUCUUGACCGCGAGACAAGACGGUCGCCCCCUCGUCCACCGAAUCUGCGAAGGGCUAGAACGGGUAAUCAUCUCAGUGACUCGGAUAUUUCGCUGCUCAGUCUUGGGUCGCCGUUGGAUAGUUUGUCCCCAUCGGAUCCCCUGCGUGUUUCUUCUUCGUUGUCCUCGUCCUCGUCGUCCCGUGGAAUAAGACAACAUCAUCGUAGGAGCAGCUCGAGGCGGUACGGUCGCUAUCUCGACGGCAUCCGGGCGCCUGUCAUCCUUUCUGUUGAUGCGCCCUUGGGCAAUGAUACAAGCUGGUCGGAGCCUGCGUCGCCGCGCUCGCAUCGCUCGCAUCGCUCUACGGCGUCGUCAUUGGGGGGUGUGUUUGCUCUAGAUGAGGAAUUG
Molecule: messenger RNA, 1104 nt
Organism: Talaromyces rugulosus
Lineage: Eukaryota; Fungi; Ascomycota; Eurotiomycetes; Eurotiales; Trichocomaceae
Exons: 2
Source: RefSeq, a predicted model, not a curated record